Ornithorhynchus anatinus (platypus) is the source of this 1368-nucleotide messenger RNA. RefSeq names its product TNF receptor-associated factor 2-like. The annotation marks the transcript as partial. NCBI's taxonomy places the organism in Eukaryota, Metazoa, Chordata, Mammalia, Monotremata, Ornithorhynchidae. Gene Ontology annotation, cellular component: cytoplasmic side of plasma membrane; plasma membrane signaling receptor complex. The record is from RefSeq and is a predicted model, not a curated record. Gene Ontology annotation, biological process: protein K63-linked ubiquitination; regulation of apoptotic process; tumor necrosis factor-mediated signaling pathway. Gene Ontology annotation, molecular function: zinc ion binding; tumor necrosis factor receptor binding; ubiquitin protein ligase binding. The transcript is spliced from 8 exons.
AACCUCGAAUACCAUUUUUUGGUUUCUCUUUUGCCCCCCCCCCCCCAGGCUUUUCCGGAUAACGCCGCCCGAAGGGAGGUAGAAAGCCUGCCGGCCUUCUGUGUCAACGAUGGGUGUUCAUGGAAGGGGACCAUCAAGGAAUACGAGGCCCCGCUCCCGACGACGAGUUGGUACGGACGCGGACCCCCGGCUCCGUGGGAGCUUUCCGGCUCGGAGGCCCACGAUGAGAUCUGCCCCAAGUUCCCCCUGACGUGCGAAGGCUGCGGCAAAAAGAAAAUUCCGCGAGAGAAGUUUCAGGACCACGUCAAGACCUGUGGCAAGUGCCGAACGCCUUGCAGGUUUCAGGUGGUCGGCUGCCCCGAGAUGGUGGAGAACGAGAAGCUGCAGGAGCACGAGAGUCAGCGGGUGACCCAGCACCUCUGCAUGUUGCUGAGCUUCGUUCUGGAGACCAAGACCCAGCACGGGGCCAUCGAGAACAUCCUCGGCCUGGGGCCGGGCGACGGGGCCGGCCCGUUGACCAACUCCUUCGCCGGCGGGCCCGAGCCGGCCCCCUCUGCGGACCUGCUGCGGAGGUGCGAAGCCCUGCAGAGGAAGACGGUCACCUUUGAAAACAUCGUCUGCGUAUUGAACCGCGAGGUAGAGAGGGUCUCCGUGACGGCCGAGGCCUGCAGCCGGCAGCACCGGCUGGACCAGGAGAAGAUCGAAGCGCUCAGUAGCAAGGUCCAGCAGCUGGAGAGGAGCAUUGGCUUGAAAGACCUGGCCAUGGCGGACAUGCAGCAGCAGAUCCACGACAUGGAGGCCUCCACGUACGACGGGAUCUUCAUCUGGAAGAUUACGGAUUUUGCCAGGAAACGCCAGGAAGCUCUAGCCGGCCGGUCUCCCGCCAUCUUCUCCCCAGCCUUCUACACGAGCAAGUACGGCUAUAAGAUGUGUCUGCGAAUCUACCUGAAUGGGGACGGCACCGGUCGGGGGACUCACCUCUCCCUCUUCUUCGUGGUGAUGAAGGGACCCAACGACGCGCUCCUCCGCUGGCCCUUCAACCAGAAGGUGACGCUGAUGCUGCUGGAUCAGAACAACAGAGAGCACGUCAUCGACGCGUUCAGGCCGGACGUGAGCUCGUCGUCCUUCCAGAGGCCCGUCGGCGACAUGAACAUCGCCAGCGGCUGUCCCCUCUUCUGUCCGGUUUCCAAAAUGGAGUCGAAGAAUUCGUACGUACGCGACGACGCCAUCUUCAUCAAGGCCAUCGUCGACCUGACGGGCCUCUGACGGAGCCCGGGGCCGGUCCGCUUCAGGACGGCUCAGACGGGGCCCUAGGCCGGGGGGCCCGGGGGGCCGGGAGGGGAAAGGGCCCUCGCCCGCCCCCCUCGC